AUCAUAUCUCAUUACCUUUCCAUAAUAGAAACCACAAUUCAAGCAAGGAUUCCACAAGCACAGACUGACAUCAUCUUAACUCUGCACGUCGGCGGGGUUCCGUUGGCGAAGUUGGCAAACCCAGACUUGAAUGCAUGGAUUUUACAAGGGAUGCUGCACACUAGCCCUCGGCCCUGGCCACCAACCAACCAACCACCACUGUUUCUGCUCAGUGUGUAUUUCUGCAACGGCAAACCACGGCCACACGAUUUACUCCGCCCUAUCUGCGAGCAGGUCACGGCGUUACGGAACAAGACAAAUGUGCAUAUCCGAGCGGUGUUAGCCGACGCCGAGGCACACUCCCUUGUGAAAGAGACGGUGGCGCACUCCGCUUGUUAUGGGUGCCCAAAGUGCAUCAUGAAAGGCAUAUGGUGCCCCCCGUUUAAAGAAGUGUCCUUCACCAACGGAGAUACACCACCGGUUAACCACUCCAAAUACCAAUCGCCUCUACGCACGCAUGCAGAAUUUAUGGCAGGAGAUUACAAUGGAACACACAGAGUAGCCGAGGUAACGCAUAUGUUUCCUCUUCAAGAUUUAAACAUAAAUAUGAUCGAUGAUGUCCUGGUUGGGGAUGACCGGCAUCUCCUGCACUUAGGGGCAGUAAUCACUUUUUUCGAAACAUUCACAGAUGGUGGAUAUAACGUGACGAAAAUGGACAAAGAUAACUUCGAUAUCGUGAAACUCAUACUGUGCAAAAUGAACUUUCCGCAUGAACGGGACCACGGGGAGCUCGACAAAAACAUUCCCAUGUGGCCGCCACAUACAUGGGCAUAUAUUAUUGACGUAGCUGGGUUCGUGGCGCUGAAAGCAUCCCUCAACGAAGCUGAUUUUGAAAUCUACUGCUGUUUGCACUGGGGCAUAGCAAUUUGCAAACGAACAUGCAACGAGAGAUAUUUGUCAUAUGCAAGGCGCCUUCUUAAAAGAUUCGUUAAAACAUGGGGCGAAAGAACCGGCUGUGUGCCUUAUUGCAUCCACAGCCUUCUUCACUUAGUGGACGAAGUACGUGCGAAGGGACCGUUGCCGGUGAAUUCUACCGACCAAGCCGAGGGGAAACUUGCCUCCACCACCACGUGAAUACAGUAGACAAAGUAAGGGCGACCCAGCAAAUUGUUGACGCUUUCUUCCUUCGUGAAAAGGCGUUUACUCCACUUCCCUUCACCGGCCCUAUCAUCACAAACAACGGUCAUAGGGUUCUGUUAGAACAAAACUUCUUGCUGAGAAGUGAGAACAUUUCGCGCAAUGAUAAGGAUGCCUGGUUUCUGGUCACGGGUAACCAAGUGAUCAAGUUUGAAAAAGCAGUGAAACGCGGCAUUGAUUGCACGGUCAUCUUAGGCCGACCAUUGAGAACGCCUGCGACUUUGUCGUUCGAACAUCCAUUUGAAGCACCAGAUGGAAUGAAUGCUUUCACGUCCGACAAAGUAGAAGGAACACUAGCAUUAAGCG
Anopheles cruzii is the source of this 1482-nucleotide messenger RNA. RefSeq lists its product as uncharacterized. Bases 151 to 1113 code for a protein of 320 amino acids. Lineage: Eukaryota; Metazoa; Arthropoda; Insecta; Diptera; Culicidae. The record is from RefSeq and is a predicted model, not a curated record. The transcript has 2 exons.